AUGGUGGUUGGUCAGCGUGGUCAUCGUGGUCGGGUACUUGUACUGCCGAUUGUAUGGCUUUACGCCAUGCCCUCGAAAAUGAUGCAAUUAGAAUUGCAGGAAUUUCGAUCAUGCAAUCUCACGUGUCGAUUGAAUGGACGAUGGUCAAAGUGGUCCGAAUGGUCUCCAUGUUCACCAUCAUGUCAUCGUUUUCGUACCAGAACAUGCACUUCACCUCCACCGAUUAAUGGCGGCCAUCCGUGUGUUGGAAAAGAGUUGGAAACAGUUGUUUGCAGCGAGGAGUGA
Strongylus vulgaris is the source of this 285-nucleotide messenger RNA. The record is from the annotation of a GenBank genome assembly. Lineage: Eukaryota; Metazoa; Nematoda; Chromadorea; Rhabditida; Strongylidae.